UGGCAGAGGGGCGAAAUCGCAAGUUGGUGCUACAUAUAUAUAAAACAUACGUAUAUAUCGUGUUACAAUGGUGCAGUGUCGAUUGCUGUUUGGUAGCGGGAUCUACAAAUACUAACUCCUGUGCUUCCAGGAGGCACGAUGUUGCCGCCGCCACCAGUUGCAAUAUUUCCACCUGCGGCUGCAAUGCUACCACGUGGACCACCACAAUUUGCAGCACAUUAUCCGCCUCCAAUUUUCUAUUGGCCUUAUCCUUCGCCACCAGUUAGUCCAACUAAUUAUUAUAAUCCAGCAAAUGUUGGCGGUAUUGCGGCGAUUCCUCAGCAAGCAGCUUUGUUAACUCCAGCCGAAUGCUUACAAUUAGCACCAGGAACGACUGUACCUGCUACAAAUACACCAACCGCAGAACCACGCAUUGAAGCUUUUCUUCCACGAAUGGAUUUAGAAAAACGUGUUCCUGUUCCUGCACCUUCUCAAGCCGAAUGUAAUCCUUUCGUUGAAGUAUUUAUGGUUUGAUGAUCGUUUGAUCAAGAUUUAUAUGGCAAAUUCAUCUUAAAUAUUCUGCAGCACAUUCGAUCAUCGGCAGAAUUGAGUAUAUCUUUCAGCCUCGCACGACAGAAAUGAUUUCCUACUACUUGCAAAAAAAAAACGUACGUAUACUUACGAUAAGAAGACUUCUUGUCUAAAACGUCGAGGAAAUUUGUGAAAAGAUCUCGAGAAGUAUCCAGAAUGAUGACAGGAUUCAUAUAUUUUUCUUAUCUUCGAAAGAAGCCUUUCCCAAUCCUCUCCCCUCCCCCCCCCAUAAAUUUAACGUGUUUCAGUGUGGCACGUUUCUUUCUAGUCUAGAGGCAGAUGCAAGUCGUCGUAGCAUAACACAGUGAUGUCGUUUCUUUCUCAUCAUUUAUUUCAGUUCUUCUGGAACAGAACGUGCACAGCACGUUUUCUAUUCUCUUGAUCCCUUCAUUUUUUUCUAAGCUUUGACUUUAUUACUUCUUCUUUAUAUUUUUUUUUUUCUUUUCAUUUCAUUUAGUGCUCUAUGAGUCAAGUAUCAGAGUGCUACAUUUCUGGAAAUAAAGAAUCACGAUCGAGCAAUAUCGUUUGGUUGUGUUAGAUUUUCAAUUAUUUUAAAUAUUAGGUCUGCAGAAAAUGAAUGACCACAAUGUAGAUUCGAUAUUCAAAAUUCGAAUAUAUUAAAUAAAUUUGAUUAACAUCGUAUUAAUAAAUUCAUAUUAAUAAAUACUAAUUCGCAAUGAUUUAAUGCUUUCAUGAUUCGGUGAUCACAUUAUUAUCAAAAUCGAAUUAUGCGGGUAUUUUUUAAAAAAUCUCGUUUUUUUUAAAAAAAACAUAUUCCAAUGUUUUAUUAACAUUGCUAAUUUUAUUAAGAAUUUAAUGAUUCAUUGCUAAUAAUAAUGUAUAUUUUAUAUGACUUGCUAUUUAAAAUAUAAAUGUUUAUAUAUCAAAUUUUAUUACUCUACUAAUCAGAGGAAUUUUAUUUGUCAGUUAGCAGUUUCAUGUUUCAUUAUUAACAUCACUUGUGUGACGUUAAAUAAUUCUAAUAAAAUUAAUUGUAAUGUUGGUGAAAUGUGUUCGGAAUAUGUAUUUCGAUUUUGACAAUUCUGUUUGUAACAUUGUGGUUUCGUGUAACAAAUUAAAGUUUUAUGUUUGAUCACAUUGAUCAUGUUGAUCUUUUUCGCUUAACAUGAUGAAAGUGGUCGAAAAUAUUAAAAAAAAAAAAAAAAAAAAAAAGAAAUAAAA
Apis cerana (Asiatic honeybee) is the source of this 1752-nucleotide messenger RNA. RefSeq lists its product as uncharacterized. The record is from RefSeq and is a predicted model, not a curated record. Lineage: Eukaryota; Metazoa; Arthropoda; Insecta; Hymenoptera; Apidae.